GUAAGAACCGAGAGUCCAAAACGAGCCUAUUAAAAACCGGGAUUUAAAUAAACAGGAGUGAAGACCUCAAUGGACUAACUUAUAAAAUCUCGUCAGACGCGUGGACUCUUGACUGUCCGUGGUACGAGAGUGCUGUAGUGUUUGUUCACUAUGUGGAAAAACGGUUUUCCAGGGAAUUGUCGGCCAUAUGCAGCGAAACCACGCCCGGAGUGGAGACUUUAACACGGGGGCAACACCAUUCAUGCAAAUAUUCCCAACCACAAGUUCACGGACAGGAGACUUUCGUACGGUCUAAAGAGGAACUAACGUUACUGCGUCGUAUUGACUUUCAGUAUUGAACGUCAAAUAUAAAAACAGUCUGUAGUGGAGUUAUUAAAUACAAAGGAUCUGCUGUUUUUCUCAGUGAUUUAACAGAUACACCGCAUCAGGAUUUCAGCCACUGUUACAUUUUGAAUACGGUUUCUGUAAUAUUUGACUUUCGUUUUCCAUCCGCUGCAGAAAUAUUAGGGUUAUAAAUGACGAUUUAUGGUUUGGAUUGUCUCCUCAGCGCGGCAGGGAAUCUCUUUCUCUGGCUUUAUCUAAACGAUUGCAUUAGAGUCGGGGCUGAUGUUCUUUCGAUGGAAUUGCUGAAAAGCUCCAAACUGUAAAUUGCCGCGGAGAAUCAUGACGCUGGACAACAUCAUGACGUGCUGCCUCAGUGAGGAGGCGAAAGAAGCGCGACGGAUCAACGACGAGAUCGAGCGGCAGCUCCGCCGCGACAAGAAAGAGGCUCGGCGCGAGCUCAAACUGCUUCUGCUAGGAACUGGAGAGAGUGGGAAAAGCACCUUUAUUAAACAGAUGAGGAUCAUUCAUGGCUCAGGCUACUCAGAUGAAGACAGGAGAGGCUUUACCAAGCUGGUCUACCAAAACAUCUUUACAUCGUUGCAGGCCAUGAUAUGGGCAAUGGAUGCUCUCCAGAUCCACUACAAAUAUGAACAUAAUAAGGCCAAUGCAAACAUUGUCCGAGAAGUAGAUGUAGAGAAGGUCUUUUUAUUCGUCAAUCCCUAUGUAGAUGCCAUCAGGAGUUUAUGGAAUGACCCAGGAAUUCAGGAGUGUUAUGACCGGAGGAGAGAAUACCAACUCUCCGAUUCCACAAAAUAUUAUCUAAACUCACUGGAUCGCAUUGCCGAACCUUCCUAUGUUCCAACCCAGCAAGAUGUGCUCAGGGUUAGAGUGCCCACAACAGGGAUCAUUGAAUACCCCUUUGACCUACAGAGUGUCAUAUUCAGGAUGGUAGAUGUAGGAGGGCAGCGGUCAGAAAGGAGGAAGUGGAUCCACUGCUUUGAAAACGUCACCUCCAUCAUGUUCCUGGUAGCACUCAGUGAAUAUGACCAAGUUCUGGUUGAGUCUGACAAUGAGAAUCGAAUGGAGGAAAGCAAAGCAUUGUUUAGGACGAUAAUAACAUACCCCUGGUUCCAGAAUUCAUCAGUUAUUCUUUUUCUGAACAAAAAAGACCUUUUGGAAGAGAAAAUAUUGUUUUCACACCUUGUAGAUUACUUUCCUGAAUAUGAUGGACCCCAGAGAGACGCUCAAGCAGCACGGGAGUUCAUCCUGAAGAUGUUUGUCGACCUGAAUCCAGACUCCGAAAAGAUCAUUUACUCUCAUUUCACCUGCGCCACUGACACAGAAAACAUCCGAUUUGUGUUCGCUGCUGUCAAAGAUACCAUCUUGCAGCUCACACUGAAGGAAUACAAUCUAGUCUGAACAACAGCCGGUGACGGUUUUGUCAUUGUCUAGCCCAGUUAAAAGACUCGUCAGUCUGCAGCUAAAGUCUGCCGUAAUGCUGUGAUCUGCUUUAACUGUUUGAGCAGUCCGCUGAUUCUGCUCUGAAAUUGGACAUACAAGUUUUUUUUUAUCUGUAACACAAGCUGCUCACUGCUUCGUCAUUAUUUAUUUGCACCCUCGGAGCUACUUCACAGGGUUCAACUCGAAUGUUAUGAUUCCAUUUUAAUGAAAACCAUUGUUAUUGAUAUUUCUAUUAAGGUUUAUUCUGUAAUAGGUUAUUUCUGGUUUCAAGUUGUAUUCAUUAAACUGUUUGCUAUAAAUGUUAUGUAGAUUUCUGCAACUUGGACAUAUUAGUUAUUCUGUGUGGUGAGGUCUUUAGAAAGCAAUGAAAGUACUUAUAUGGUAUUGUAAUGUGGUAUUUCUUUUUAUAAGAGUCAGGGCAAGCUUAGUAUAUAAGGGUCUUUUCUCAUUUCCAAGCCACAUGCAUUGAUGAAGAAUAUAUAGCAGCUAGUUUACAUGAACAUUUACAUUACAAGUGCCAAAGUUCUUCUAAUGUGAUUGUUUUAUAUAUUGCCAAACUAAUAAUCAUACCACAGGCAAUAAGUUGCCCUUGCCAGUAUCGUUAGUUUUUAUACCAUACCAGCUCUUCGCAUGUAUUUCUUGUGUUCUUGGAACAGAUUAUUGUACAUCUGCUGUUCAUGACCUGAUCUGUUAAGAUGACCAGUGUUCUGUUACAUCAAGCCUGAAUGAUGUGCCAAGAGAGCCUAUUCCUGUGCAUCCUUAUCUUAAACUACAAAUGUACCAUUCAGAGAUUUUCUGUAACACUUGCAUACAUUUAGAUUUUUUUCGCAAUAAAUUACCCAACCGAUGUUCUCUGUGAGGCAAUGAUGCUCUUACUGGUGUUGUACUGAAUUGACAGUGUGGUAAGUGUGGUGUAAUCAAGCUUUGGUCAAUA
Messenger RNA from Carassius carassius (crucian carp), 2719 nucleotides. Its product is annotated as guanine nucleotide-binding protein G(q) subunit alpha. The transcript has 7 exons. Gene Ontology annotation, biological process: adenylate cyclase-modulating G protein-coupled receptor signaling pathway; phospholipase C-activating dopamine receptor signaling pathway; action potential. Gene Ontology annotation, cellular component: heterotrimeric G-protein complex. The record is from RefSeq and is a predicted model, not a curated record. Gene Ontology annotation, molecular function: guanyl nucleotide binding; GTPase activity; GTPase activator activity. Lineage: Eukaryota; Metazoa; Chordata; Actinopteri; Cypriniformes; Cyprinidae. The coding region runs from base 664 to 1743 and encodes 359 amino acids.